UAUAUACCCCAUUUACUAGUUUGAUUGUGGUUUUAGGGUCUAAUUAGAUAGUGUGUGCGUGCACGGUGCUUGGCUCUUGGCUGUUGUCGCUUUACACAAUAAAUGGAAAACUUUCGUUGACCAAAGUUCACUUUUGAUUUAUACAGAGACAGUAGUUAUCGUUAUUUAUAGUAGUCACCAGGCCUGCAGUAUUGGAUUUCAAGUUCGUUUCUGCAUUGAUAGCAACGGAAAUCAGUUAAAGAAGAAGCAUGAAUGCUCUAGUUCCCGAUGUGGUGGAUGAGGCGCCACCGAAGGACAAGCUAAAGGUCAACUAUGCAGCGGAACUGGCUGUCAAAGAGGGCAACGAGCUGACGCCCUUACAGGUGAAAGAUGAGCCGCAAGUGUCCUGGGACACCUCGGCGGACGAUAAGGAGCAGCUGCAUACUUUGCUAAUGGUCGAUCCCGAUGCACCCAGUCGCAAGGAGCCCAAGUUCCGUGAGAUCUUGCACUGGGCCGUUGUCAAUAUACCCGGCAAUCAAUUGAGCAAGGGACAAACUCUGGCUGAAUACAUUGGUUCCGGUCCGCCUGAGGGCACCGGAUUGCAUCGCUAUAUAUUUCUGCUCUAUCGCCAAAGCCAGAAGAUUGAGGAGACGCUGCACAUAGAUAAGCGCACCCGCCAAGGUCGCCUCAACUUUAGUGCUCGAGCCUUUGCUGGCAAGUAUGGCCUGGGCAAGCCCAUAGCUGGCAACUUCUAUGAGGCCCAGUACGACGACUAUGUGCCCAUACGGAACAAGGAGUUUUCUGCUUGAACAGGUGUUCACUAUUUACUGCCGUAGUCAUCUUUCUUAAUAAAUUGAAGCAUUGAGUGCACUUAUCACGGCUGCUAUCAGUUGGCCGAGUCAGUCGACUCGACUCGUCUUUAUCUUUAUCUUUAUCUAGAACGCAUUUGGGCAAAAAAGUGCACGAAAAUAAAAU
This is a messenger RNA of Drosophila hydei, 954 nucleotides long. RefSeq names its product protein D3. The transcript has 3 exons. NCBI's taxonomy places the organism in Eukaryota, Metazoa, Arthropoda, Insecta, Diptera, Drosophilidae. The record is from RefSeq and is a predicted model, not a curated record. Bases 249 to 788 code for a protein of 179 amino acids.